Messenger RNA from Caenorhabditis sp. 36 PRJEB53466, 2070 nucleotides. Lineage: Eukaryota; Metazoa; Nematoda; Chromadorea; Rhabditida; Rhabditidae. The record is from the annotation of a GenBank genome assembly.
AUGACCGGAUUGAACGCGUAAGUUCAAUAGCUAUUGUAAUCGAAAAUUCAUCUCCUUAUAUUUGCAGAAUCACUCCCUCGAAGGAUGUAAUAAGUUGGGCUGAGGCUGUCGAGCAAGACAGUAAGUGAAUGUCCGUGCUUUAUGAGGCUAUUCAGCGUAUGUUUGUUUUCGGUUUUUUUCGUUUUUUUACAUCGCUGAAUUGGGUUUUUUGACGUAAAAAAACGAAAAAAAAACGGAAAACAAUCACUUUUCUCACAGCCUGAAUAACCCCAUUAGAAUAGAACCGAACAUCGACGUGAACUUUUGUUUGUAUUUCCUCACGUCUUCAUUGUCUAUUUUUCUGAUAAUGUAUCUUUCAGCCGCACCUUACAUCGAGGAAGGAGUCGAUGGAAUUCGAACCGAAACCGCUUUCACUGAAGUCGAUGGAGUCAGAUACAAGGUAAAAAUUGCAGGAAGAAAUGAAGAGAAACUGCGUUUUCAGGUCGUGACUCAAUUUAAAAUCAUCAACAAACGCGUGCCGAAAGUUGUGGCUGACAGAAAACAAUGGGUGAAGUUUGGAAGCUGCAAGGGAGAGCCACCCGGUCCGCAGGUGGCCACGACCUAUGUCGCUGAAGAGGUCGAAAUGCAGUUUACGAGAAAUCGCGCUGGAGAGCAAAUUCUCGACGUCCAAGAAGACAAGCAGACUUCUAAGACGACAAGCCGUGAACAUUGCCGUCACUGCAAAGGAAAUGAUCACUGGAGUACGCAUUGUCCGUACAAGGUUAUGUACCAGCUCGACGAAGAGGCCGAUGCCGAAAAGGACGCCGAGAAGGAGCGUGGAGCCCUAGGGCUACGUGGAGAUGGUCGUCAGAUCGACAGAAACCGGUACACGAAUAAUUUCAAAAUGUACAAUAAAAUGUUUAUUUCAGCUCCGACGAAAACACCUGCCGUGUCACAAACUUGCCGCAAGAGAUGAACGAAGACGAGCUGCGUGAUGUAUUCGGAAAGAUCGGUCGCAUCACGAGAAUCUUCAUUGCCCGCGAUAAAAUCACCGGAUUGCCGAAAGGAUUUGCUUUCGUCACGUUCGAAUCGAGAGAAGACGCCGCCCGUGCUAUCGCUGAGCUCAACGACAUCCGAAUGUACCACAUGGUGCUCAAGGUGGAAUGGACUCGCCCGAGCAACUAAUCUGUUUCUCGAUAUUUAUUCCGUACUUGGUUGGUUUCCCUGUUCCUUCUCUAUCCAUUUUCUCUGAUAUUUCUUGGUUUUUCCUACACCUUUUCACACUCGUUCCAUUGUUGGUUCUAUUUUAGAAUUUUCCUGCUUGUUCACCAUCAAUAAACUCUAUGCCAUUGCUGCCCUUCUCAGUCCGAAAUGGUUUUUUCCGAUCGAUACUUUCUUCAAGAAACUGAACAGCAUCGCGAAAACGAUUGAAUUCUUCAGAUGGGUUUUUUGAAAAUUCUCCGGAAGCAAAGGGCCAGAGAAAGAGAGAUGAGAGUCCUGAUUCUCGGAUUGGACAACGCCGGAAAAACGACUUUGAUGAAGAAGUUUCUGGGCGAACCGACGGACUCAAUCGAGCCGACGCUGGGAUUCGAUAUCAAAACGGUGCACUUCAAAGAGUUCCAGCUGAAUCUGUGGGACGUCGGAGGACAGAAAAGUCUGCGGUCCUACUGGAAAAACUACUUUGAAGCGACCGACGCACUGAUUUGGGUCGUUGAUUCUUCCGACAGAGGUGAGUAACGAGAAGUGGCAAUUUAUAAAAGAAAUUUCAUUUUCAGAACGGUUGACACAAUGCGCCGAUGAGCUGAAGAAACUUCUGGGCGAGGAGAGGCUUGCGGGGGCGUCCCUUCUCGUCCUUGCCAACAAAAGCGAUCUUCCGGGCUCCCUCGCAGUGAAUUCGAUCGCUCAGGUUCGUCCUCCUCGCCAUAAAUCUCUCUCUCCCGCAAUCACAGUGUUCAGGUUCUCGACCUGCACUCAAUCAAGACACAUCACUGGAAGAUCUUCAGCUGCUGUGCAUUGUCCGGCGAUCGACUCAUCGACGCGAUGACGUGGCUUUGUGAAGACGUCGGCAGCCGCAUCUUUCUUCUCGACUGA